AUGAACGACGAGAUUCCAGAACGCGACGAUCAAAGGUCGCGUCGCGAGAAAUAUGAUAAUAGGCCUGAAUAUUCGAGGGGCAGCCGGAACGGUAGGCCUCAGGACAACGACGCUAGUAGACGGAGCAAUCGAUCCCGAUCUCGGGAACGGGGGGGACGGCGCCGUUCAAGAACACCGGAUUCGAAAGACCGCCCGUCCCGGUCAAAUGAUCGAGGGAACAGGAGGGAAAGAGACCGUGACCGCGACCGCGGCAGCCGCAGGCAUCGAAGCGGGCAGCGAGACGACGAGAGGCGACAUCGAGGUGGUGGUGGAGAUAGGCACGAGCGUCGAAGCCGGCGAAGCCCGGAUGGCAGGGCACCGCGACGGGAGAUUGGACCCGAUGGAGGGGAUUACCCCAAGCCCGGCAGCGGUCAAAGUCUAAUUCGACGUUCUGGUCCGCUCCCUUCCCAAGAUGACUCCUUCGCUGUCAGCAAAGGCGAAGAGCCAGAAAAACCGAAGGAGAAGCCCAACUUUGGGAACUCCGGCGUGCUCGCGGCAGCCUCCAAUUCCGUGACGCAAGCUGACGGCACUAUCAUCACGUUAAAGUACCACGAGCCGCCGGAAGCGAGGAAGCCACCCCCGCGCGAUUCCUGGAAGUUGUUCAUUUUUAAGGACCAAAAUAUCGUUGACGCGAUCGAACUCGGAGCUCGGAGCUGCUGGCUAGUUGGCAGAGACCUCACUGUCGUCGAUCUCCCUGCCGAGCAUCCAAGCCUUAGUAAACAGCACGCCGUCAUCCAGUUCCGAUAUACUGAGAAACGCAACGAAUUUGGUGACAAGAUUGGACGGGUUAAACCGUACCUAAUCGACUUGGAGAGCGCAAAUGGCACGAUGCUCAAUGGCGAAAGGGUUCCCGAGAGCCGAUACCUCGAACUGCGAAACAAGGAUAUGGUUCAGUUCGGCUCAAGUACAAGGGAAACCUGCGACGCCCCCAAGACCCCCUGCUUUCUCAACGUCAGGGCUUGGCUCUCCGAAUACCGUCAGUUAUCACGACUUCGCGAGACCUUUGCCACCAGCCCUUCCAACAAUUAUGCCGAAGCAGGCCGUCGCAUUCGCCGCCGCGAACAGCCGGGGCCCUGGUUCCAUGAUCAUUUGAACAUGCCCUCUUGGCUGUAUGGGUUGCACACUCUAGGUCGCGGCUAA
Chaetomium globosum CBS 148.51 is the source of this 1179-nucleotide messenger RNA. RefSeq lists its product as uncharacterized. The record is from RefSeq and is a predicted model, not a curated record. Gene Ontology annotation, biological process: mRNA splicing, via spliceosome; maintenance of RNA location. Bases 1 to 1179 code for a protein of 392 amino acids. Gene Ontology annotation, cellular component: nucleus. Lineage: Eukaryota; Fungi; Ascomycota; Sordariomycetes; Sordariales; Chaetomiaceae. The transcript has 3 exons. Gene Ontology annotation, molecular function: protein binding; mRNA binding.